AUGAAGAAGAAAAUGUAGAAGAUGCACAGACAUAAAUUAUUAUAUGAGGAUGUAUUGAAAUAAGUGGAAAAAGAAGAUGUAUAAUAAUUAUAAGUAUUUUAGGUUGCAUUUUUUAGUAAAUGUACGAAAUUUAGAGAUUAAGCACCUCAUCCAAUCACUUUAGAUAGAGCUUUAUAAUUCUUAUGGUUAAAAGAGUAGGUAAAUUAUGCUUAAUUAAAAGGGUUUUAGAAGAUUGAUAGAAAGAUAGCAUUGUAAUUUGGAUAGAGAAGAGUAUGUAAAAUAGACUCUACUAUGAAACAUGAUGGUCCAUCAAGUGCUCGUAUUAUUAAGACAUCAAAGAUUGAUUAAGGGAUGAUUAAUGGUUGGCAUAAUGGUGCUGGUGAUUCUAAAUUUGAUUUGGGUCCAUAGUAUAAUAUAAAAAAAAUGGAAAAAAAUGAAGAAGAAAUUGAAUAUGAAGAAUUAAUAAAGUAAGAACAAUAAAGUCCAAGUGAAUAUAAGAUUAAACUUAAUCAUUAAGAUUUAUAUAAUAAUGAUAUAAGUGAGAAAUAUGCAUUUAGUAAUUUAGACAACAAAUAAUUGUUAUCAAAAUUAAAUGAAUUAAAAUAAAUUAAUAAACAAAAAAAUGAAUAACCAUAAGAAUAUGUGGAAUUAGAAGGAUAAAAAUUUUAUCAUGUAUUAAAUGAUAUAUAAGAUUAUUUGGAUAAAAAAAUUGAUAAUAAAACAUUAAUAUAAGAAAUGAGAGCAUUUUAGACAUUUUAUCCAAUUAAAAGAAAAUUAUAAGUCAAAUAAUUGAAUCCUGGAGAUCCUAUAUGUUAAGUAACAGAAUCAUAAACAGAUACUAAUUAAAAAGUUACUACUUCAAAAUUAUUUGAUAGAAAGAGAACUUUUACAAAUAUGAAAUGUGAAUUAUUUAAUACAAAUAAUUAUGUAUUCCAUGUUAGAGAAGUUCCUAAUAUUAAUUAAUAAUUGAGAAGAAAUCAUUUCUCAUAAUUGAUAGAAGAAUUAAGAGAAAAUGGAAUGAAAACGCCUAGAGAAAUUCAUGAAGUAUCACCAGAAAAUUCUAUUAAAGCAUCAUAAAUAGAAUCUAGUGAAAAUGAUGUUAAAUAAAUUAGAAAAUUUUAUUUAAAAUUUCCUAAAUAAAAAGGAGAAUCAAGUUAAACUACUUCUCGUACAAAAAGUUAAAGAUUUGGAACAUUAUAAUCUUAAAUAUCUCAUUAAUAUUAUUAAUAACCUUUAAAGGCAUCUAUGAGUAAUUUACAUGGAAGUAGUACAGAAAUAAGAUUGGAAAGUCCUGGAAAAUGUAAAAAUAGAUUAGAUUCUAGAAUUGAUAAGUAUGUAAAAUAAUAUCUAAAGAAUUAAAAUGUUAUUUCAUAAAAUUAAAAUGUUGAUAUGACAAUAUUAAGAUAAAAAUAUAAAGUAAUAUGUUAAUUUAAUUAUUUAAGUCUUUAAAAACUGAAAGAGAGAAAGAGAUAACAAGAAUGUAUAAAAGUUAAUAAAUUGAAGGAAUUAAUAAUAAAACUGUGCAUUUAUAAUGA
This is a messenger RNA of Paramecium primaurelia, 1535 nucleotides long. The record is from the annotation of a GenBank genome assembly. Lineage: Eukaryota; Ciliophora; Oligohymenophorea; Peniculida; Parameciidae.